Molecule: messenger RNA, 2566 nt
Organism: Caenorhabditis elegans
Lineage: Eukaryota; Metazoa; Nematoda; Chromadorea; Rhabditida; Rhabditidae
Gene: pash-1
Product: DRBM domain-containing protein
Exons: 11
Coding region: 38-2293 (751 amino acids)
Biological process (GO): primary miRNA processing
Cellular component (GO): microprocessor complex
Molecular function (GO): RNA binding; heme binding; identical protein binding
Source: RefSeq, marked reviewed
AUGAAUUUUCUUCGUUUUAAAUUAUAUUUUUAGAAAUAUGGAACAAGAAUCUGGCGGAAAAAAGUCCAAUGAACAGCUUUUAUCUGAACGAGAAGCCAUCAUGAGGCAACUUGCGAUGCUAGGAUCAGGCCCUGAAGAUCUAGACGUCGAUGAUGAAGAAGAGGAUGAAGAGGAGGAAGUAGAAAAAAUGGAAGAAGGAGUUGAAGAGACAAUGGAAAAUGCUUCCGUUGUAAAAGAAACAACACCAGUGAAAGAUGAGAAUAUUGUUGAAGAUUCUAAUUCAUCUGAAGAACUAUUUCCAUAUUUGGACUCUCCACCAGAAGAUAAAAUACAAGAAAUUUCGGCUAAUGAUACCGAAAUCGAUCAAAUUGAUAGUCCAAUCCGUUUUGAAGGCGUCAAAAAUCCUGCACAGAAAAUGGAUGUCGAUGGAGAAGAAGGAACAUCUACUGAUGCUCGUCCAGUUUCAGGAAGUUCUGGAAGCAGUGUCGGUGAACAAAUUCGGGCUCCAGUUCCAGUUUUAAAAACUAUCAUGGAUCGAAUCGAUUUAGAUAAAAGUAAUCCACUGCCAGAAGGAUGGACAGUUAUUUCUCAUCAAAGUGGAAUGCCAGUUUAUUAUCACAAGUUCACUCGUGUCGUCACUCACUCGAAACCGUAUCUCGUCGAAGGAAUUGUUCGUGAUCAUGAGAUUCCAGUAUCCUCAAUCCCUUGUCUAUACAAAAAGAUUAUGGAUGAGCUGCACGAAAACGUGGAAAAACAAUCUUCAAAGUGUCCGAUGACGUAUGAAGAAAGUCAAAGUAUGCUGGAAAUUCCCGUCAAGGAGCUUCGAAUGUCACCGGAUCGAUAUCAGAAAUAUUGCGAAAAGAGGUUCAAAUUCAAGCAAAUUACGGUGCAUCGAUACAUAAAUCCAGCUGAAAAAGAAGGUGUUGUUCUGAAAAAAAGAAUGAAUACAAUUCUGAAAAAGCGAGGAUUCGAUGCAGAUUAUGAUCAAUUGAAAAAGAAUAAUAAACCUGGAGAUGUACUACUUUCAUCAUCAACUGGAGCAAUUCUUAUUGAUUUAACACCAUGUCCAACGAAUAUAAAUAAGCGAAGUGGAUCUAAAAAACCAUAUUUAUUAAAUCCUAUGGGAAAAACCACUGUCGCUGUAUUGAACGAAUUUGUGCAGCGACUUGCAAAAGGGACACUUUUGUAUGAAAUUGAAGAUACUCGUAAUAUUCAUUGCCCGUACAAAGCAACUGCUCUUCUUACAAUGAAAAUGUGCACACUCCGUGAAAUGGCUGGUCAAUGUAAAGAAAGUCUUGUGGUUCUUAGUGAGAUUGCAGCGAAUGAUGAGAACAGUACGACGUAUUCACAAGGUCUUCUGCCUGAUUUGAGGCGAUUUCCAGUAGGAAGUGGAGUUGGUGCAAAUAAAAAGACUGCUCGGCUGGUUGCUGCACGUGAUGCUCUUUUGAAAUUAAUUCCAAAAUUGAGAGUAUCAGAAGAUAAUGUGUGUGAUGGAAUGGUUGAGGAAGAUGGAACACAACAAGGAUUCGAAGAACUCUUCAAAAAAGUGAAAAUCGAUUCUCCGAAUCUUGUUCAAAUGUGCACACAAUGUGCUAUUCCAAAACCAUAUAAUUUAUUACGAGACGCAGUUAGUAGAUCACUACGUUGGAAUGGAAUGGAAUUAGUGAUGAAAAAAGAAAUGAUUGGAAACGGAAGUCAACUGUCGAAAGUUAUACUUAUUCUUGGAGAUAUACAGGAAGAAGCUGAAGCUGUUGGUGUCAAACAGGCAACUCAGAUGGCAUCUCAGCGAUUAUUCAAGAAAAUGCAUCCGGAACUAUUGACAUAUGGAAGUUUUUUGGAAAUCUACGGAAGACUUGAUGAUAAAUCGAAAAUUGAUAAUGCGAAGAAACAACAUGACGAGGUCGUACGUCUCCCAGAUACUGGAAAUCUGCUUGCUCCAAACUUCAUCGUACUCUCCAAACUUUCGGAAGAAAUGAAGAACAUCUCACUAGUCUAUCCACCUAGAAAGUUUCUCUAUGGUCUCGCAACGAAUUCUACUGGAAUCAAACAUGACAUACGAAAUGUGCUAACUCAAACAUUGAUGGCAACUCUGCCUCCACCACCACCUCAAUUCUUUCCAAUGAUUGGUGGUCCUCCAUUGAUGCAUCCAACAUUUUCCACGUCAGCACCACCACCUCCUCCACCGCCUCAACCAAUGGAAUACGGGUAUAAUCCGAUGAAGCAGAUGCCUUCGAGAAAACGGGGAAGACAUGACGAUUCAUCAUCCCCAUCACAUCAGAAACCACACAAAUAGUAUAUUCACCUCAUAUGUUUGUUGUUUUGUUGGUAGUUUUAAUUUUUAAAUAUGUAUUGUUUAGAAAUAGAAAAUCUCCGAAAUGGGAGCCAAAGAUUUUCGGAGUUCGAUUUUAUUGUAAUACCUGAUUUCCAAUUUAUUUAUUUGUAUUCAACUUGCCCCUUUCUUUCAUGUUCUCACGUUUUAUAGCACAGUUCUCUCUUUUCAUUGUUAUAUUUCGAAUUUUUGAUGUGAUUUUAUUCCAACUCUAUAUGAAGCAUAAUGCUCCUUGUU